UGGAGAAUAUCAGAUAGAGGUGACAUAUCAGUUGAGUCUGUGCUGUGUGAACACUUUGGCCUUUAAUAUUUACAAACGGGGACGGCAGUAAACCAUCUGACAUCUGACACACAUGUCGGGCUUUAGAGUUCCUCUGAAGAGCAUUGAGGUGGAGCUGGAGGUGAGGGACCAUGUGGCUACAGUGGUCUCCACCCUGAACUACGAGAACAAGAAGAACAAACCAUUAGAGGCUGUUGUUGUCUUCCCUCUGCCUGGAGACGCUGCUGUCUGUCAUUUCAAUGCUAAGAUCGGACAGACACAGAUUGUAGCUGAGGUGAAGGAGAAACAGAAGGCUCGUGAGGAGUAUGAUGAUGCUCUGAGCUUUGGUCAGCGGGCCUUCCUAUUGGAGGAGAGUGAUCAGAGUCCAGAUAUAUUCUCUCUGAGUGUCGGCAGUCUGCCUCCAGGAGAGAGCGCCUCCAUCAGGUUGGAGUACGUGACUGAGCUGGCUGUGCAGGCUGAUGAUGGUCUAAGGUUCUGUCUGCCUGCUGUGCUCAACCCUCGAUUCAAUCCUCAAAUAUCGGGGUAUGAAAAACACUUGACACUAGCAGAAACCCUCAAAUUCAAACAUGUAAAAGGACACAAGUUUGACAGAGAUGUUGAACUGCUGAUUUAUUACAAAGAUGCUCACCAGCCCACUGCUGUGGUGGAGGCAGGACAGGCCUCUGCUGAGCCGGGCACUCUGAUGGGUGAUCCAGUGGUGAUGGUGAGUUUGUACCCUGAGUUCCCCCAGUCUGUGAUGUCUUCAGGGACGUCUUGUGGAGAGUUUGUGUUCUUAAUGGAUCGAUCUGGAAGUAUGGGCUAUCAUAAGAGUGUGGAGUAUAGCCAAGAGACCAUGCAGGAGGCGCUGAAGAAUGUUGAUCACAUGGAGGCUGAUUUGGGAGGAUCAGGGAUGCUGGAGCCCCUCAAAUAUAUUUACAACCAGCCUUGCAUUCCCAGUCACCCUAGACAGAGCAUUGAGGUGGAGCUGAAGGUGAGGGACCAUGUGGCUACAGUGGUCUCCACCCUGAACUACGAGAAUAAGGAGGACAAACCAUCAGAGGCUGUUUUUGUCUUCCCUCUGCCUGGAGAUGCUGCUGUCUGUCAUUUCAGUGCUAAGAUCAGACAGACACAGAUUGUAGCUGAGGUGAAGGAGAAACAGAAGCUGUUUGUCUUUACUGAUGGAGAGGUGGGAAACACCAAAGAAGUGAUAGAUCUGGUGAAGAAGAACUCAGAUUCCCACAGGUGUUUCUCUUUUGGGAUUGGGGAAGGGGCCAGCUCUGCUCUCAUCAAUGGGAUGGCAAAGGAAGGAGAAGGUCAUGCUCAGUUCAUCACAGGGACUGACAGGAUGCAAGCAAAAGUGAUGCAGUCGCUGCGAUUUGCUCUGCAGCCGACUGUGGUCGACAUCUCAGUCACAUGGGAUUUACCAAAGGAAGUGUCUGUCACUGUCCUCUCUCCACCAAUCACAGCACUUUUCCAGGGUCAAAGGUCACUGAUUUAUGCCCAGCUUACUGGACAGAGCUCAGAGGCAGCAGAGGGCUGUGUGACGGUGAAGUACAGCCUGGCAGGUCAUCCCUCUGAGAACCAGCUGCACUUCAGUCUCAGACCUGCAGAGGACACUGGAUUAACAGUCCACAGGUUGGGUGCUCGUACUCUGAUUCGCUCACUGGAGUUGGAGGAGAGAGAGAGUAGAGGACAGCAAGAUGGAGAAGUGAAGAAAAAGUUGGUGCGGCUCAGUGUCCAAUCAGGAGUGAGCAGUUCUUUCACUGCCUUCAUUGCUGUCAACAAAGACAACAGCAGGGUGAUCCAAGGACCUCUUGUGCGCAGAAAUAUUCCGACGCCCAUGACACAAAGAUUUGGAUCAGUAUUGCUUGGUCAUCCUAGAAUGAGUAAGUACAAAGCAGAGUUAUUGGCAUUGGAAGGUACGUGUGUGCAUGGACGUUUGCUGCAUCCCUGAGAUUUAACACAUGUAUACCUGCAGCUGAGUGAAUGAAAGCAGGGCAGUGAUAAUGUUAAGAGCAGAGAGACACGGCAGUAUCCCCGUAUUUUUAAAAAAUAGCAAUCAGAAGAUUUUAGUUUUGAGUAUGAAGAGUAUUAGAGGAAUUAUACAUUUGUUACUACAAAAGCAAAAACUAAUUGUCACACACAACCUGAAGACAAAGGCGGAUGAACAUGAAUAAAAGUACUUCAAUGAUAACUUAGAGCAGAACAUUAGAACCAGUUUAGAGGUUCCUGAAGUCAGAAUCCAAAAACAUGCCAGUUAAAGCAAAAUGUGGCUUGUUUUCUUCAAAGGGUUUGUUACAAAGAAUCAAAAAUACUGAUAGGAAGAAACUAAACACAGAAGAACAAUGAAUAAUUAAACAAUCUGACAAAUCAAGCAUGGUGAUCAAGCUUUGUAAAUACUGCAGGGACCAUGGAGGUAGGUGAGCAAGCAUCCGGACUGACCACAUGAAGAUCCCAUACAUUUAAUCAGUGUUUAAAUAAAUGACAUGAAAAAUGCCCUUUGAAAAAAUUCUUAUAAAAGACUUUAAUCUCA
Messenger RNA from Pundamilia nyererei, 2551 nucleotides. RefSeq names its product von Willebrand factor A domain-containing protein 5A-like. NCBI's taxonomy places the organism in Eukaryota, Metazoa, Chordata, Actinopteri, Cichliformes, Cichlidae. The coding region runs from base 113 to 1972 and encodes 619 amino acids. The transcript has 13 exons. The record is from RefSeq and is a predicted model, not a curated record.